UCUCGCAGCCCGGUCCCCCGAAGCACUUGCAUGUGUUUUUGUAUGAAAUGAAAAGGUCGCCAUACCAAGUACCUGACAUUGCUUGAAUAAGAAGAUUUUUUUGAUUUCCAACAAAGUCUGUUGUUUUAUCCGAGUACAAUGGCUGAUACGGGGAGUGACGCAGUUUCGUCGGUUUCAAGCACCUUCAGCGCGUUCAAUGAAUACCUCACAAAUGAUCAAGAUAUGAGGGAGGAGAUCCGUGUUGCUGUUCGUGCGAUGGAGCAAACUGCUCGAGAGAUCAUGACAACAUUGGAAGGAGUGCAUCAGACAGCUGGUCUUAAAGAAGCUCCUGCACUUUGUCAAAAAGCCAGGAAAUUGUUGGAGACAACAGAGGGUCAGUUUGCUGCACUACAGAAGAAGGUUCCAAUGGAUCAAUAUUACAGAUUUCAUGAUCAUUGGCGUUUUGUGAGUCAGAGAUUAUCCUUCGUAGCUGCUCUGAUCAUCUACUUGGAGUCUGAGAAACUGAUCACAAGAGAAGAAGCUGCUAAGUUCAUGGGAGUUUCAACAAAGAGGGAAGAUGGCUUUCAUCUGGACCUGGAGGAUUUCUUGCAAGGAUUGCUGCAGUUAGCCAGUGAACUGUCAAGACUCGCCAUCAACAGCGUAACGGCCGGAGAGUACAACAGACCCGUCCGCAUCUCAAACUUCAUCCAGGAACUCAACGCCGGAUUCAGACUACUCAACCUCAAGAACGACUCGUUGAGAAAGCGUUUUGAUGGACUCAAGUAUGACAUUAAGAAAGUGGAGGAGGUUGUGUAUGACAUCUCAAUAAGAGGGUUGAAAACUUCAGCGACUGUGCCAGGGCAUGGUGGCGAGGAGACGCCCAAGUCAACUGGUGUGGAGUGAUCUUGUAAAAAUCUUGGAAGCACUGGAUAUUUACCGACGGUUUAUAAAUACGGUUUAUAAAUACUCAGUCUGGUUAAGGGGCAAGAUAACAUGACCUCCAUUGCCCUGGUCUUGGCCUUGGUGCCCAUACGAAAGUUUCCAAUAGACUUUAAGAUUCUUCAAUGAAAGUGCUCUUUUCAAAAUGAAAAUGGCCUUGCCCUCUCAACGACUAAAUUCCAUGCCUGUAGUGAGAUAUUCAUCUGUCCUGUAUGGACAUUGGAAACUGGGCCAUCUUUCUUGAGAUUAUACUCGUAACUGACAUUUUGAUGUAGAGCUAUGCGCUGUACGUGUUUUUCCUCCUUUUUUGUUUUGAUCGGCACAGUGAAAAAUCAAUGAAGCGCUGGAUAUUUACUGCAAUGGCGUACACAUGUACUCAGUCUCAGCAAGAUUAUUCGGGUCAUCGGAAACUGGGUCAUCUUGCUUGAGAUUACACAUUCAACCAACAUUUUUAUGUAAAGCUAUGCACUGUACAAGAUUUCUUUUUUUAAGGGAAGGGGGGGGGGGUUAAUGGUGUACUGCUUAUAGAACAGAAAGUACAAGAGCUAACAUCAUUAGAAGUACAUGGAAUUUUGGCCAUUUUCGUAAAGCUGGUUCCAGCAUGGAUAAGGCUACAAGCCCAGUGGUGCUUAAAACAUGCGGCAGGUUUAGGUCUAGUUUUAAUGUCUUUAGAGGAAAAGUACCUCAUUGAUUUUUUUGUAAAAGUUAAUAUUAAUUUUCAUCGAUUAGAUUUCAAUAAACACACCAUGUAAAACUCAACUGUGAAAAUACUAUCGUUUGUUGUAAUAGGAGGCGUAUUCUGUUUUGUCAGGUUGAAUUUGUACAAGUUGAUAUAGACUUCCAUGCUUCACUUUGAUUGCAGCAAUGCAAGACUUGUUGUGAUAUAAGGUGGCAGCAGACUUACCAGGUAAAUCCAUUGUUCGUGGAAAUGUGUGCAUGCUCAGAACUCUGUAAACAAUGGACAGUUACCAGGGGUUGAUUUCACAAAACUCUUCCUAAUUUGGAACUAGUCCUAGGCAAUGCUAAAGGUUAAGACUAGUUUUACUGGUCCUUACUUCAAAAUAAGACCAGACUAGUCGCUGCUAAAGACAACCAAAAAUCAAAUACAAAAUCAAAUAAAAGAAUUGAUUUGAAAUUACUUAAUUACUUAUUUAUUUAUUUCAUUUCACACCCAACAGGAUGAAUAUGAGGCAAUGAAGAAAUGUUCAGUUUUAAAUGUGGGAGGAAAACCCCAAAGGAGAAAACCUACACAAUCUGGUAGGGACUGAGACUUAUAAGAACCGAGUAUUAUUAGUUGUAUCGUACAAGGUAAACCCCUGGUAAAAAUAACAAGUGCUCGAAAUUUGCAGUAAAAACUAAAAUGUUUGAUUUAUAUGGUUGACAUUUUAAAAGUCAGAUAAGACAUUGAUAAUAAAAGAAAAUAUACAUUGCUACAGGCUGUAGUUCAUUUCAAUUAUUAAUUGUUUACAUCAACAAAAAUUAGUUUAGAAACUAAUUUUACUCAGCAAUGCCAAUAAAUCAAGAUUUAACGCCAUGAACAAUGGACCUCAAAAACAAGUAGAGCUCUUGUCUAAUGUCAAAGAAAAAAGUUGCUCAAUAGCUGCCGUUUCCAUUGUUUCCAUCAUCGUUUUGCCUCCCAAGGAAGAUAGCGGCCUGUUUCCAUCAUCGUUUUGCCUCCCAAGGAAGAUAGCGGCCUGAUGACGCCAAUGCAUUUAGUCAUUACAGACCCAGCAGUGUACAAUCUCGCAGCUCCAUUUUCUUUUCUGCUUUGCUCGAUUGAACCCUUGGAAGUGUGACUUUAAAAUAUCCAAAUAUAUUGGAUAUUUUAAUAAGUCCUGUGGUUUAUCCAUACUAUUGGUUUGACUACACCAAACACACUGUCAAAAGACGCAUUAAAGCCAUUGGACCCUUUCGGUAAACAGUGUUGUCCAAGGCCCACACUUUGUGUACCACAACUUCUAUAU
Asterias rubens (European starfish) is the source of this 2882-nucleotide messenger RNA. RefSeq names its product translin-like. The record is from RefSeq and is a predicted model, not a curated record. The transcript is spliced from 6 exons. Gene Ontology annotation, biological process: RNA metabolic process. Gene Ontology annotation, molecular function: RNA binding; single-stranded DNA binding; sequence-specific DNA binding. The coding region runs from base 139 to 882 and encodes 247 amino acids. Gene Ontology annotation, cellular component: cytoplasm; nucleus. NCBI's taxonomy places the organism in Eukaryota, Metazoa, Echinodermata, Asteroidea, Forcipulatida, Asteriidae.